Molecule: messenger RNA, 14062 nt
Organism: Bemisia tabaci
Lineage: Eukaryota; Metazoa; Arthropoda; Insecta; Hemiptera; Aleyrodidae
Gene: clu
Product: clustered mitochondria protein homolog
Biological process (GO): organelle organization; intracellular distribution of mitochondria
Cellular component (GO): cytoplasm
Molecular function (GO): protein binding; mRNA binding
Source: RefSeq, a predicted model, not a curated record
GAGAAGAAGUUUGGAAAUCUGAUGUGAAAUUUUACGUCGGUCUCUGUAUUUUUCCGUUAAAUAAUUACUAUUUGUCGUUUUUUCCCUCCAUACUUAAUCUUUUAAUAGACGGCCGCAGUUACCAUACUUCGCCGCUUUUAUUCUCCCGUAAUAAAUGUGGUGAAUUACUGUGAAAUUUUAUUUAUAGCAUGGCCUUAGGUUCUCAAGUGGAAUCCAAUGAUUACGGGACUAUCACCAAAGAAAACACAAAUGGAGUGAACGGUGGUGUUACCAAAGAAAUCAAAACAAUGGCUGUGUCAAACGGUAUCCCGGACAACAACAACAAAACGAUGACGAACGGGUACCACACGAACGGUUCGAGCGAGGAACGCCAAGAUUCGCCGGUCAAGCAGACGGGCUCGAAGAAGGGCGCGAGCAUGGUCACUUCGGUCAACAACAACGUCUCCGUCAACGGCGAAGGAGAGGGCACGAAGAAAGACACCUGCUGCUCAGGCUCCAAGCACGAGGAGUCCUCGUCGACCGUCGAGAAAGGAGAAGUGGAGGCGAGCGAGAAAUCCGCCGAGAAGAAAGAGGAGCCCGAAGUCGUCUUCAUCCAGGACAUGGGCUUCACCGUCAAGUUCGUGUCUCCCGGAUCAGAACCUUUCCACAUCCAGGUCUCAAGUAUGGAAAUGGUUCAAGAAAUUCACCAGUUAUUAAUGGACAGAGAAGACACUUGCCACCGUACUUGUUUCUCACUCCAGCUGGAUGGAAAUACAUUGGAUAACUUUGCAGACUUAAAAAGUAUUGAAGGAUUAAAUGAAGGAUCUGUAAUCAAGGUUGUAGAAGAGCCAUACACAAUGCGGGAGGCUCGAAUACAUGUCAGGCAUGUGAGAGAUUUGUUAAAGUCAUUAGAUCCUGCAGACGCAUAUAAUGGCGUUGAUUGUUGCUCAUUGGCAUUUUUAAAUGUUAUCACUCAAGGUGAUAUCCUAGAGAAGAAAAAGAAGAGUCAAGAAAGUGUUGAUUGUACUCCCCCCGAAUACAUUAUGCCUGGGUGUAAGGAACGACCCCUAAUGCCUCUACAUCCUUUCAGCAAGGAACAGAAAGGGCCUCAGUGUAUUAAGGUUCUAACGACGUCUGGUUGGAACCCUCCUCCUGGUUGCCGCAAAUUACAUGGAGAUUUAAUGUACCUGUAUGUGGUAACGUUAGAAGACAAACGUCUUCACAUCACUGCCUGCACUCGUGGGUUCUUCUUGAAUCAAUCGUCAGAAGAAGAAUUUAAUCCAAAGCCACUAACACCUAGUCAUCUCAGUCAUUCACUCAUUGAGUUAUUAAAUCAGAUCAGCCCUGGCUUCAAAAAGAACUUCUCAAUCCUACAAAAACAGAGAACGUCUAGACAUCCAUUUGAGCGUGUUGCUACACCUUACCAGCUGUACUCAUGGGCUUCCCCUCUCUUGGAUCACACGGUGGACUCCAUCCGAGCUGAAGAUACUUUCUCAUCAAAAUUAGGCUAUGAAGAACAUAUUCCUGGGCAAACAAGGGAUUGGAAUGAAGAAUUACAAACGACGCGAGAGCUACCAAGAAAAAAUCUACCUGAGCGACUCCUAAGGGAAAGAGCAGUUUUUAAAGUUCAUAGUGAUUUUGUAGCGGCAGCAACGCGAGGUGCUAUGGCUGUUAUUGAUGGAAAUGUGAUGGCAAUAAAUCCAGGAGAGGAGGCUAAAAUGCAAAUGUACAUUUGGAACAACAUUUUCUUUUCACUCGGGUUUGAUGUUCGAGACCAUUAUAAACAACUUGGAGGUGAUGCUGCAGCUUUUGUUGCUCCGAGAAAUGAUCUGCAAGGUGUACGAGUCUACAAUGUGGUUGAUCAGCCCGGUCUGUACACGCUAGGAACUGUUGUGAUUGAUUAUCGAGGUUACCGUGUCACUGCUCAGUCAAUUAUACCUGGUAUCUUGGAGAGAGAACAAGAACAGUCUGUCGUAUAUGGAUCCAUUGAUUUCGGGAAAACUGUUAUCACCCACACAAAAUACAUGGAUUUGCUCAGUAAAGCUGCUCAGCAGUUGAAAAUAUUACCUCACAAAGUUCUAAAUGAUAAAAAUGAGGAGGUAGAAUUAUGCUCCUCUGUCGAGUGUAAAGGCAUAAUCGGUAAUGAUGGUCGGCAUUACAUUUUGGAUCUAUUGAGGACGUUCCCUCCGGAUGUCAACUUCUUGAAAUUGGAGGAUGAAACGUUGAGUGAUGAGGUUCAGGGACAAGGUUUUCCUAUCGAACACAAACAUAAACUUAGUUGCUUACGUCAGGAACUAAUAGAUGCCUUCGUUGAAUCAAGGUAUAUGCUGUUCAUUAAGUAUGCCGCCUUUCAUCUUCAGCAACUCGGUUUGAAGGAACAGAGAGAUAGAGAAGUGAACCCUCCUUCUCAAGAUAAAAAUGUGCCUGCCAUUACAGAAAAGGAGGUAAAAAAGACUGACAAUUCCACGACUUGUACUGAAAUUGAGAAAGUAACAGGAGAGAAUUCCUUGGAAACGGAUGAAGCAAAAAAGAUUGUUGAAAGUAUGACUGAUUCAAUGACUAAUGUGGAAGAAAGUACAAAACAAAUUGUUAAAAAGGCUGCCCAAGCAAUAGGUUCUUUGAAAGACACAGAAUUUGACGUUCGAUUCAACCCAGAUGUUUUCUCCCCGGGAGUGCGACAUGCGGAUUCUGAAGAUCAACUGAAGAAAGAAAAGAAGCUAGUGAAAGAUGCGGCUGAGUUUCUUGUCAUGCAACAAAUACCAGCCUUUAUUCGAGACUGCAUGGAUCACUCAGGAGCUCCGAUGGAUGGAUUUGCAUUGUCCGAAGCUAUGCACUCACGUGGAAUAAAUAUUCGUUACCUUGGAAUGAUCACAACAAUGCUAUCAAAAAUUAAACAGCUAGAGUACCUGUUGAGCAUAGCUGUCUCUGAGCUGAUAACAAGGGCAGCAAAACACUUAUUCACAAGUUACCUCCAGAACACAGAGAUGAUGUCCUUAUCUGCAGCUGUUGCCCAUUUCCUAAAUUGUUUCCUGUCCUCUUGCCAAUUCAACAAUACUCAAUUCACCACAGACGAGUUGAACAACAAAGUCUUUAAAAAACGGACUACCCAACGCACCAAACGCAAGAGCCGCAUCAACCGACUGGUAAAUACAGACAGCAAUGAGUGGAUCACUCUGACUCCUAAGUAUCUUUGGUCUCAAAUUGAAACAGAACUUAAGUCCUACUAUGCUUGGGAACUAGUUCCUAACUCGAUUGAAAGUGUUUGUGAAACAUUCACGUUGCAGCGCAUAUCGCUGUUGCGGUCAUUUUGCAUCAAGACUGGUGUACAGAUAUUACUCCGUGAGUACAACUUUGACAAUAAGAAUAAGUUCACUUUUGUAGAAGAUGAUAUUGUAAAUAUAUUCCCUGUGGUGAAACAUAUCAACCCCCGUGCAAGCGAUGCAUAUAACUUUUACACAACAGGACAGUCCAAGAUUCAGCAGGGCUACUUGAAAGAAGGCUACGAACUCAUCAGUGAGGCAUUGAAUCUGCUCAACAAUGUUUAUGGAGCAAUGCAUCCCGAAAUUGCCCAGUGUUUGCGCAUGCUGGCACGACUCAAUUACAUCAUGGGCGACCAUGCAGAGGCUAUGGCGUAUCAACAGAAAGCUGUGCUUAUGUCAGAACGAGUCAAUGGCAUUGAUCAUCCCUACACUAUCACAGAAUAUACUCAUCUAGCACUCUAUUGUUUCGCAAACAAUCAAGUUAGCGCAGCUUUGAAACUACUUUAUCGAGCGAGAUACUUAGCAUUGAUAGUAUGUGGAGAAAACCACCCAGAAAUAGCACUACUGGAUAGUAAUAUUAGUUUGAUCUUACAUGCUUUAGGGGAAUAUGAUUUGUCACUUAAGUUCUUAAAGAAGGCAUUGGCAUUGAACAUUCAAUUCUAUGGUCCAAAGUCCUUAAAAGUUGCUGUCAGCUAUCAUCUCAUUGCACGAACAGAAAGUUGUAUGGGUGAUUUCCGAUCCGCGUUAAAUAAUGAGAAAGAAACUUACACGAUUUACAAGCAACAAUUUGGAGAGGAUCAUGAAAAGACGCGAGAGUCAUCCGAUUGCUUGCGGCACCUAACACAUCAAGCGGUCAUCCUGCAAAAGAAGAUGAAUGAGAUCUAUAAUGGCAAAAUGAGUGCCUAUUUCCCGCCCAUCCAAAUUCAACCUCCUUCAAUGGGGUCUGUCCUAGACAUGCUGAAUGUGAUCAAUGGAAUUCUUUUUGUUCAAAUUAGCCAGCAAGAUAUUGAGAAUUUCAAAGCAGAAAUGGAGAAGCGUGCUGCUGCAGUCUCAGAAAUAACAGAUGAGAAAACGGUUGCAAAGGAUAAGCAUGAUGAACCAGAAGGAGACCUUGAAGCAAAAUCAAGAAAAAGCGUUGUGAAUCAAGCUGUGAAAGAGGGUGGUUAAGUAUAAAACUAUUACUUCAUCUUCACAAAUCAGUUCCAUUGUCGUAGUGAAAGUUAAUGUCAAUAACUUUGUAGUGUUUUUUGUAUUUUUUACUUUUUUUUUCUUAGUUCAAGUUAUUUCAGUGUGAAAACCUUUUUUUUCCUUUUCAUUUCAAGUUGCCUUAUAUUUUUUGAAGGAUAUCAGCUUUCAAGAUCGUCCUUCUUUCAAGCAUCUAGUUUUCAUCCUUAGAAAAUAGAGUUUUAGGAUUUUAAAAAAGCAGGUGGCCAUAAAAAAAGGCAUAAAUAUGUUAAAGGCAAAAAACUGCAUUAAAGUCCUAUGACUUAAAAUUUACCCUCAUCACCCCCCCCCCCCCUUUUUUUAAAAAGUAAUGUCUUAUUCUUGUUUCUUUAUUCAAGGAAUAUUUUCCAAAUCACUCUCUCAAAAACAUUUGCCAACAUUGCAUUCCCCAGCUCAAUUGAUUCUUUUGUUUUCUAUCAAUUGGUUGUUCGACAUGAUCAACUUUCCCCUCGUUUUUGGCGAUCCCUCUCAAACUGUAGAUGUGCACCAGAAUUGCACUGUUUUUUAAAUGACACCGGUUUUAUUUCUUCUUUUUUUGAACUCAUUGGCUCAGAAUUUUUACACACGAUUUUAAGAUUUUUUUUGUUCUAAGUUUUUUCUCUCAGCUACAUACUCCGCAGAUGCAAUAUGCUUGCCCGAGUAUUACAGUAUCAGAAAAACCAGAAAUUAUGUAGCAUGAGCUAAUGAAUGUAACUUUUCUUCUUUAAAAUUAAAAGGAGCCAUGCAAUUUCUGUCAAAAAUAAUGUGGGAUAGAUCGGUCAAUUGUAUCAGAAUGCAGCCCAUCAGAAGAACCAACCGUGAAACAAAACCAGUAGAUCAAGUUGCUCAAGUUUGAACAAUUUCAGUGUGUCGUUAUAGACACGAAAGGAAAAUUUCAAACAUUUUAAUGUGAUUUAAUCUGAGCAACUCUCAUACUACAGAAAUAAAUCAAAUACCCCCAGCCUCUCCUACUAUUGAUCCUUCAGCUCUGAAGUUUAAAUUUAAAUAAUGUUGCACUGAGUGUUAAGGGUUACCAGGGAAAAGUAUGAACACUAUUCUUUAGAAAUGACUCAGCAAGCAAGAGGUUUGUCCAUCUUUAUCUCAUUGCCAGAAUCACCAUGUAGGCAUCGUGUGAAUUCAAAACUUAGUAUCGUUGUUCUAAACAAAUUUUGUUGCUGAUCUUUGCAUAACGUUCUUCCUUAACCACUAUAUUGCCAUUCAAAAUCGUGACAGAAAUGCUGUAUCUCAGACUUCUUUCUUUUUGUUCAAUCAUCGUUAUCAUACAAUGUUAACUGUUUUUUUGGUUGAUACCAUCUUCAAUCCAAAGUUAUUUUAUAUGUAGUGCUUUCCCCUCCCCAAUUUUCAUGGUUCAAAUAGAGGUGGAUUUAAAUUGUAAGCGACUGAGUACUAUCUAGUUUAGUUUUAAGGUUUUAGUUAAUGAAACCAACUGUUUCUUUUUUGUUUCACUAUUAGUCAAAGCUUUUUGUAAAUCUUGUUAACUUUUGUUAAUUGUUUGAAUUGUUAAAUCAAUUAUUUUUUCUCUGACAGGCGUCCAGACUCUAGACAUGGUCUGUACUUUAAUUUCUCAUUUAAAUAUAUUUUGCACUAUUUGUUGUUAGCUCAGUACUAUUCUUCUUUCAAGCAAAAUAUAAGAUGAAUUUUGGAUUGUAAUCUUUAAUCUGCUUCUUUGGGUAAGUUGAACAGUUAUGCGUAGGAUCAUAUAGUCUAUAAUUCUAGAGUUAAAAGAGAUUCAAGUGGUUAUUAAAAAAAUUAGUUGAAAAUUAUUGACAAUUAACCGAUCAAGUUUGAAAGAUCAAUUCUCUUGUCUACUUCAUCAAUUUUUUUCUCUUUUUUUUUUCCAUGUAGAAACUAUGUCUUAUCUCUUUGUAUUUCUGUCAUGCAAUUUAGUAGGUCUCUAAGUUGCCAAGAAGCACUAUGCUUCUAGACCUAUCAGAAGCCAGAACUUUGUAGUGGGACUCAUCUCAUUCAGAACAGCCAAAAAGUAGCCAAUUGUCUGCCUGGUGUCACUCAAUUCUCAAGGAGUGUUCUGUAAUUCACUAUUUUGGACAUGGAACUAAAGCAUUGGACUGAAUGAGACAUUCCUGAAUUCACCCUUGGCACUGACUAACGGUUAUUUACUUUUCAGUCAAAAUCAGAAGUCAUUUGUUAGCAUGGAGCCAUCUAAUUUUCCUUUAUUCUCUUGCGAAAAGUUUAAAAUAGUAUCCAUGAAUUUCGAAUAGUUUGCUUUUGUCUGGAAUAUCAAGAAAAAUGACCUUCCAUUCUUCCAGAGUCAUUCGUCUCAUUUGGCAGGGCUAACUGGGGGAAACUAAAAGGUUCAAUUAUUUGCCAUUGCUUUUGACCGGUCUAAUGGCAAGUUUUGGCCAUUUCAAGUGAAGUCCAUGCCAAGUGAGAUUAUUCAUUUUGUGAUGUGACUGAUGGAUCUCACUCCGAUAAUAGAUAAAUGUAUUUGCUGUGAACUUAAUUCUGGAUGCCUGGUUCUGCUCAUUUUGUAAACUCUCCUGGAACAGAAGGAAGUUUUGCAAUUUUUUGCAAGUUUAUUACUGUAAAUUUUAUUGCAUAUGAAAUGGUUCAUAAUAUCCCUUGCCAUCCUAUGUUUCUCCUCUGAAAUUGAAACUUUUUUGAUACCUCCUAAGCCUUUAUACUUAAUGGUGAAUAGGACAGAAUAAUUAAAUGUAAAUAUCAUCAAGUAGUCCAAGUAAUCUGAAAACAGUGGUCCUUGUGUCUAAAAUAUUAGUUUGUUGAUCAUUCAUCAUUCAAUUAAGUCCAGUUUCCUUCUCUCCUCCUCCCUCUUUUUUUCAUUUUUCAUUCAAAUCUAAUUGUCUUUGCAACAGCCCUUGCUCUUUUUAGCUCUAGCUGUGGAAAAUUAUUUUCGUUAUUUGGCAAAGACUUUCGUCUCUGAAAUUUUGCCCCAAAAUGAUAAGUAUCAUUUUAAGACUAAUUGAUUCCAGCAUAAAAAACAAAGAGCUCUAAAAAGUAUGAAGUAUGUUUCGCUGUAAAUUGUGUUCACCUUAGCAAACGAAACUGCUUGCCGCGAGUUUCUCUGCAAAAGAUUGUAUCCCAUGAUAGAAGGAAAACAGCUAAUGACAGAGGACUGACUUUCCUCUGAUUGGUUCAUCCAGCUGGUACAUCAGAUACCUCACUGUUUUCCUCUAUCAUGUAUACCAGUUCGAUCUCAGGAAAGGCAAUCAGUGUUUUAAAGAAGGCAAAGUUGCUCAACUUAUUCAAGGAGACCAUCAGAGUAAUUGUUGGAAGUAGAGUUUCAAGUUACUAUUGUCUGUCUCAGUUUUUUCAGCCAUAUUUUUAUCAUAAAAUUGAAAACAAUAUGAGAAUUCCCCAUUUUUUUUCCUGCCGAUUUCCCCAGCAUUGAGACACAACCUCCUAGGAAUUAUGCAGGAUAUACUCACCAAAAAUAUUUUCUUUUUUUUAAUUGAGGUCAAGAACACCUUCAGUGUGCUUGUGUGUUGAUUUGAGAAUUGAAGAAAAAGAGGUGAAAGACUGGAUCUUUGAGUUUCUUAAUUUUUUUUCAGUUUUUUUGGUUUGAUUUUCUUGUGGCGAAAUGAAGAAGUCAAAAGUAUGUUUCCUUAUAUUUUACUAUUAGUUUAACUUCCUGUAUCUUGCUGUUGUUAUGAGCUUUACUUGUUAUAUGACUGUAUUGUUAACAUCAUUUUGUUAUUUUAAUUCACACCUCUCUUAAAAAGUAAGUAUUCUCAAGUCCCAUUGUUGGUCCGAUUUUAGCUGGCUCUAAUGAUAUAAGUGUACACUUAAUAAUGUAAGUACACUUUUUGUACUGAUAAUUUUACGACUCGAAAAUAUUUACUCGAGAAGAGAUUUACCUAAUUUGAAAUCAGCAUCAUAUUAGAGAUAGCAGGUACAGAAAGUAUCUUAUUAACACUAUAUAGUAAUAAACAUCAAGUCAGGUGCUCUGAGACUAGUAAUAUUAAGAAAUCAUCUUUGAAUAGCAUAUCAAAAGUAUGACUGAGCUAAACCUUGACCUUUUUUUAUUUUAUUUUUUAUCCAAGGUAUCAGCACAGUUUCUGUACCACCAUUUAAAUUUAUUUUUAAACCGCUUAAGUAUAAAGGUUUGCCGUUCACUGAAACAUAGUUUUGUUUUGUGUUUUUCACACUGUCAAUUUUUUCCUUCUUUCUUCAAGUUUCAGCAUGUAAUUACUAUGUUUGAACUUAAUUCCCCUCAAUUGAGUACUGAAAGAACCUUCUUAAUUUUUUGCUUUAAGGGUAUUAAAAGAUGUUCUGAUCAAGAGGAGUCAAAGCCGUUCUCCUCUAAAAGAACAAUGGUUGGUGCAGCAAUUGAAUUGAUCAAAUAUAAAUAUUUUGGUGCAAAUAGCUCCGGGCUAGGAUUUUGUUGGCUAUGGUUGGCUGUAAGUUUGGGAAUCUAACUUCAAAAUGUGAAUUAUAGGUAAGCAAAUUAUACUCUAAACUUAUGCUAUAUGCAAAAUGAGUUUUUUUUUUUUUUCACAGCAGCUAGAGGUACCACUAAUUCCCCAACAGUGAAAACCAUUACUCAACAAUCAAAUUACAAAUUCAACUUCCUUGCCUCAACUUGCAACCAACCGCAAACCUGCCAACAAUAUUCGGCCCCUGUACUCUUAAGACGGUUGUCAGUUUUAUUUUGUAGUCAGUGGAGAGUCUUCAGCUUGUCCUUGUUUUGGUGACUCUACUUGUAUUUCUUGUUAAGUUUAUUUUUGUCAAAAGAAAAUCGUGAAUUUUGUUCUUGGGCUCUAUUCCCGGCUAUUGGUAAUUUUCACCGAGCAAAUUUGCGCGGUACAAACAAAACAAUCAAAAUUUUCUUUAUAUUAACAACUAAGUUUUACAGUUUUUUAAUUCUCUUCUUAUGUUGCCACAGAUAGUAGUGGAUAUUCGUUAAGUGCGGUUUUCUUGUCAAGAUCUUGCUCUAUCUCAAACACCUUGCAAUUUUACUCUCAAUUAGUGUAAAAUAUGGUAACAUCCAAUACUUAAGUGUCCAAAUGAUUACAAAGCUCAUAUUUUGAACCACUUGUCUCUCUAGUCGCAAAUUUACGUCAGAUGAACAAUCUAGCAGCAGGAUUUUUGAAAACAUUCUCAGUGUAAAUGUUAGUUUUUAUCUUUUGCUUCUCUUAGAAUACCUGUUAACUCUUUGUUAGUCCCAUAUUUAUUUUUUUUUAUUUUUUUUUUCCUACAAAAGGAAGAAACAAUAUUUGUAUCCACGCAUGUUUCAGUUUAAUUGGCUAAACGUUCAAGUUGUAAAUUCCUGAAACUGUUUUUCUCCAGUUUUUUCUCUCUAAUUGGCAGUGAAUUCUUGUAUAAAUCCUCAUGAAAUGUGUACUAUGUGCUCAUUUUUUUUUUUUUUAAAUUGGUCCUCAGAGAAGCCAUGAAUUUAAUAUUCCUGCUAUCUCAAGAACAAAAUGUUACUUAAGAAUCGAAAAUUUGGCUAGAUCUAUCAUUUUUUUGGGUAUUGAAGACAUUGUUCACUCUAUCUACUCUAGUAUUGUGCCAUGCAAGGACUCAAAGUAUAGAGCUGAUCGCUAUCUAAUUGGUGAUUAAAAAAAUCUAAUGGCCAUGAAGUGUUCAGUCAGGAUUUAUUUCCCCAUGUCUAAAAAAUGAUAGCUUUACUCUUGAAUUUUUUUCAACUUCAAAUAGUUAUUGUUUUAGUCAGAGAGAAAUCCCCUCAAUUCUUCUAAAUUUGUUCAUCUUUUUCAAUUCUAUUUGAAAAAAUAUUUCAUUUUGUGAUUCUGUUUGGUUGGAAAAAACAAUAAUUGAAUUUUACUCAGACGUGCCUUUUUUUAAAAAGUUUUUUGUUCCAAGGACUAAACUUUCUAUCAUCAACAUAAUUUUGCAGAUUUUAAUUUUGUAAAAUUAAUGAAGAAAAGAUGAUAAAACCAUUGCAUCGAUUUUUGACAACCUUAAGAAAAAUUACCUUAUUUUAGUCAAUAAAUUGUAUGCCAUGCAGAUUUUUGCAGCUUGAUAGUUGCUAAGAAAGUUUUCUCCUUUUGUUUUUUGUUUUUUUUGUGUGUGUCGACUAACCAUUUUAAUUAAUUAGAUACCUGUAGUAUCACUGUGAUUGAGUGUAAAUUUUAAUUUAAUAAUGCCACUUAGUAAUAUCAUUAUAGAUCAAACCAUUAGCUGCUUUUCACGUAGUGGUUUUGAACCUAAAUAAUAUCCAGUAAAGUGUGGGUAGAUAGUGGUCAGGGGUAUGCCAAAAACAAAUUUCAUCCCAGCGUAUGGACAAUACAUUCAGAAACAACUUUAAGAGCUAGUCAAAUUUUGGUUUGUUUUUUUUUUCCUUUCUUUCUUCUACCUCUGACUGAAUUGGUCAAAUUCUGUUUUUUUUUUUAAAUUUCCACUAACUUCAUCAAUGAAGGGUUGCAAUAAUCUUGGAUUGUAAAUUGAAAUAUCUUUUCAAGAUUUUCUCGUAUGCAUUAUUUUACACUCACAUUGUCGUAAUUCUAUGACACAAACUUCUUCUAAUCCAUCUACCUAAUCCAUAUUAUUAUUUCUCCUUCUGAAAAUGUUCAAGAGAAUGCAGCCUUUUUUAAAUUUCUCCAUCUUUAGGUCAGCCACGUCUGUAUGUUUUUGCACCACAAGUACAACAAUUCCUUCAAAAUUCCUGAAAUGCUCAAUCAUAAUCAUACCUACAUUUCAGUCUUAACUGAUGUGGUGUGUCUAGAUACUGCUUUCCUUAGCUUUUCUGAGGUAGCUUCACUUUUUUGCCAGAGUUUGCACUUCCAACCCAUACAGUAGAAAGAAAGGAAUUUGGCAAUCCCAGUAAGCCAGUCAAGGAAAAAUGUGUACCAUUUAAGAGUGGUUAAUACAUGCUCCGUCAUUUAUGUUGCAUAUUCCAUUGUACCUAUUACUCUCGGCUGAAAAAUGAGGCUAUUGAAUGCUUUCAUCUUCCUCUGUUUCAAUCAAUUUUCUUAUAAUAUAUUUUUAGUUCAGAAUUGGUAUCAUAAAUUUUCUCCAGCACUUGGCAUUUAAAGAAUCGUGAAAAGCCAAGUGUAGUCAUAGUGAAUUACAAUUUUUCCAAAUGUUGUUGUUAGUCAAACUCAUUAGUUUAGUUAAAUUAAAGGAACAAAUGUUACUAGAUCUAAUAUGCGCCUAGAAAAAUAAUCAAAGCAUCUUGUCUCUGAUGCUAAGGGUUUUUUCUUCUUUUUUUUCUCUCAUACUUUGUCCAUGAAAUUUCAGGCAACUUCCUGUUGUUAAGAACCAUUGUUAGUACCUCCCUUGGCUCUCAAGAAAUUUGUAUUUGUCGUUCUCUUAUGUUUCUGUCCUUUAAGAUUUAUUUUAUGAAUACCUAUUCUCUACUCAAGGUGCAUAAAUAUUUCAUGUAUUGCAUUAGGCAUUAUUAUCUUAAAGAUAGUUCGGUGUGAACUUGUAAUUGUAAUUAAUUACCAUGAAGUUUGUUUAUUUUAUGAUAUUUCUCAAAUUCUGAACCAAAACCCUUGUAAAAAGCAUUUUCCAGAACUCUUGAACCAUCAAUAGUUUUGGUGUAGAACCAUGUUUUAAAACAAAUUCUACUAGUAUUUUUAGCCAUCUAAACCACUGGUUUUUUCUCAGACAGGGUUUCUUAGCCUCAUUUUGUUAACUUAUUCAAUUUUUAGUAGAAGAAAUAAUUCUUUGCAUCAACAAGAUUGGUGCAAUAAUUUAUUGUUACUCCAAUGAGGUUAAGUUUUUCGUCAAGGAACUUCCAUUUUCGGCUUUUUUCAGAAACAUUGUAUGUGUAUUUCCCAAUGCAUAUAGUUGCACUCAUUUAUGAGCCAGAAAUAGUAAUUCCUUAGCACAACAUGAAGUUCAAUUCUUGUCAUAGAGCAGAACACUUAGGUUUCAUUCUUGCAUCAGAAUCUUGUCCAUAAUGCAGGCAUUCGCUGGGAAAAACCCCCACUUAUUUUACUGAUUCAAAGUUGAUUUAACUUGAAUAAAAUAUUUUAGAACAAAGGAGGGUGCUUGCAUGCCUGUAUAAUACAGAUGCAAUGAGAUGGUGUUUAAAAGCUGUACAUAUUACAUCUGUGAAGUGUUCAAAAUAUGGCCGUGAGAAAUUAUGAAGAGGAAUUUUCCAAGUCUCUUGAAAAUUGUCCUACACAUUUCGAUAAAACUUGGUCACAUUAAAGUUUAAGAAUAUGACAUGCUUCUGGACUUUAAAUAACUUAAUAUACCACCGAAUUCGUACUGAAAGAAAGACAGGUUUUACUCAACAAAACGUUUUACUUUCAUAACCUUCUUAUGAUUAUUUUAUAGACAACAAGCAAUAAUAGUACAAUGAAGAUGCAAUUAUCUACAAGAACACGUCUUUGAAAACGGUUUUUCAGAAUUGCUGAUUUUACUUUAUUAUUGUAAGGAAAUAUUACUAUGAAUUUUAGUACACACUUUUCAAAAAAGGUUCUUUGGCGGGCUAAGAAAAUCACACAAAAUCUUUCCGUAAGUGAUGCUCGGUUACCUUUUGAAAUAGCGAAGUAUGACAGAACAUCUGCAACCCUGAAAAUCGAGAUACACGUUUUUACAGUUUCACUGUCAAGCAGGAUCAGAUUAUCCUAGUUCACUCAUAAUUUAGAAUCUCUUAGGCCUUUUACUUCCAUUUUUGGUCUUAGGAAGCGGAGAAAAAGGAAACCUCUGAAAGUGGCUCGGAAUAGAUUUAUAAUAUAGGUGUAUAGGGUUUUUGAUAGUCUGACCCCUUCUCUUAAUAAAUAUUCUUCUUUGAGCAUACAGAAAUUUGAACAGUCGACUGCUCAUUUUCAGCCAUGCCAGCACCUACUAUGUUUAUUCUAGAUCACCGUAGGUUUAUCCAAGGAACCAAACAAAAUAUGCAGAAGCUUAUCUUAUGUUCCAAAAAAAUUAUGUCUAGACUUAUUUCACAGCCUCAAGGGCUAAUCUGAUCCAUUGUUACAUCACUGAAAUUGAAGUAUAAACAUGAGCUCCUGACGUGAAAUGGUUCUUUUCUCAGCCAUUAGCUACUUACUCACUAAGCCGUUGAGAGGUGGAGCUGAUGAGAAUUAACACAAGAUUUUAAUCACCAAUAAACUUUGAAAAUUUACAAAUUAUUUUGCAUUUUCUGAGGAGUAUUUUAACAUGUUUAUAUUGUUUUUCUUUUCUUAAUUCUCACUGGAACUACUAGGAGAUCUGAAAAUUUAGACAGUUUGCAGCAAAAUUUCUUAUAUUUCACAGAAGUUCAGUUAAUUGAUUUGUUAAAUUUCUAAAAUCAUAAUCAUCCUUCUUUUUUUUCGAUUAGAGACCAUCAUUGUCAAGCCAUGUCAUUCUACUACUAUCUUCUGUGAGUCAAAUUAAGUGCUAGUUUCUUUAGAGUUUAAUAUGUCGGUUAGCUUCCUCUUAAUUUUGAUACAGCUUGUUUCAAGAGGUUAAUGUUUGAUGAGAGGGUGCGAAAUUAGUCUGCUCCGUUCAGGUACUUUUUUUUUCUUUUUUUAAAAGCUGUAAUUAUCUCAUGCCUUAGCUUUAACCACUGCAGUCAUUUGCCAUGUUUAAUAGCGUACGGGGAAAGUUAGAAGUAGCCAUGGAAAAUUUAGUAGAUCCUUCAAAUUUUUUGUUCCGUCAGAAAGAUGUAGAUUUUUCCUUUCAUUAUUCUGUUUUAUGUAAAUAUACACAUUUUAUAUUUUUAA